CUGUGCCAACCCUGGUUCAUGGGAGCGUUGGAGGAGGUACAGCAGGUGCUUCAGUUGCGGGCCAGCAAGAAGCCAGUCCCUCUGUUCCAGCCACACUCCCUUUGUCUCCUCUCCCCCCCUCAUCAACUCUGCCUGCCCUGGUUCACGGGGGCGUUGAAGGAGGUACAGCAGGCGCUGCAGGUGCCGCAGGUGCGGGCCAAUACGAAGCGUGCUCCUCUGUCCCAGUUACACUCUAUUCCCCAUGUCUUCCCCCUGCCGCGCCCUCCUCCCCUCAUCAGCUCUGCCUGCCGUGGUUCAUGGGAGCGUUGGAGGAGCUGUGCCUGCCGUGGUUCAUGGGAGCGUUGGAGGAGGUACAGCAGGUGCUGCAGGUGCGGGCCAAUAAGAAGCGUGUGCUGAUUGACGCCUCUGAUUGGCUGCUGCUUGCCUGCGACCCCAAAUACGACCUGCGAUUGGACGAGAUAGCUACUGCGCGAGAGCAGCAUCAGGAGGCGGAGGAGGAGCAGGAGGAGAGGAGCGACGAGGAGAAGCUGAGGGUGUUUUUGGAGUGGGUGCGGGCGAGGGGAAUCCCUGACUUUGGCAAGCCACGGUCCACCUUCGAGGCGUCUCAAAAUACGACUCUCUAUUCGCAAAUUGAGAUGCCAUCACGUGAUGAAGUCACUUUUCUACCUCACUUGAGAGGCGCCUUUAAGGUACUUGUGAAAGCUCUCAAAGGUGCAUUUCCGUCAAGAGCCCAACAGCUCUUAUUCUCCUUCUCUAAAAGCUCACGGGGGGUUUACAGCCUCUUUGCUGCAGGCCAAAGCACGAUCCAGCUGACAGUGGUGGCAGGGCAGCCAAAGAAGAAAGGCCAGCUGCUGCUCUCCAUCCCUCGCGCCCUCUGGGUAUCAACCGACCUUAUGGCGGAGGAAGUCGCUCCCUACGCCAACCCUGUGUGGACGCUCGCUGCCGGAGCUGCAUGGCUGCUUCGGGAGCAGUCUCGGGGGCGAGGCUCGGAGUGGUGGCCGUACCUGCAGAUCCUGCCGGCCUACGUGCCUCUGCCGUACCUGUUUGAUCCGGUCACGCUGGACGAGCUACAAUCACCUUCGUUUGUGGAACGGAUUCGCAUGGUCCGUGACUACUACGAGCAACAGUACAAACUAUGCCGCCCGCCAGCAAUCGCCUUCGCGUCGCUCCACCAAUUCCUCUGGGCGCUCGCCAUCAUGAACUCCCGAGCCUUCUCCACUCCCGCACCUGCCCGCCGAACCUCCGCCGAGCCUCACACUGACACCUCAAGCUUUCCCCAAGAGGAAGAGAGGGAGCAGGAGAGGGGGAGGGGGGGAAUGUUGGAGCAGCUGUUAGCGCUGCCUGCGUCGGAGAGGCGGCGGUUUGUGGGCGAGCCCAUGGCUCUGGUGCCCAUUGCUGAGCUGAUUGACCACCACCACCCGCACAACGCGCAGUACAAGGUGCAACAGAGCAGUUUUGACUUCUACGCCAGGGAAGAGGUUCAGCGCGGUGCAGAGCUCUUCACAGUGUAUGGCUACAAGCCCAACCACCACCUGCUGCUGGGCUACGGCUUUGUUCUCGACGACAAUCCCUAUGACCACGUCCGGCUCUUCCCGAACCUCUCCCGAGCCUUCCGAACCGUAGCCUCGGUGGUGUAUCACCUGGAUCGGCAGGAUGAGGGGAGAGAGAUGGGGGAAGGGAGCCGUGGGGAGGUUCGUCCGGGGGAGGUGGAUCUGAGGACGGGUUUGCUGCGUGUGUGGGGCACGGGGAACUCCUUGCUGCUUCCAGGAGACAAGGAAUUGGGUGUGGGAGGAAAGGGUGGCAUUAGAAGAAAAAGGGGUGCAGUGCGUGUGAUGUGGCGGGCCGCAGCAGCAGCAGUGGGUGAAGUGGUGAAGGCUCGAGAGGCUGGGGGGACGUACGCUGAAGGGAAUAGUCUGCCACAGCUCCAGCUGCGACAGCGGAUAGAGCGGAGGAGUGCCAGAUGGGAAGCAAGGAGAGCCCAAAUGGAUCGUGUUAGUGGCAAAGGCCGGGGGCUGGUAGACCAAGUGCUUGUAAAGGAGGUGCUUGUAAAGGAGGAGGACGAAAGCGUGGGGGUGUCUGUGUGGGCGGGCGGCAUAGUGGAGCCAAAUCUGCUCGCUGCCUUGGCUGCCAGCUGGCACGCAGUCCAUGUGUCACAGGCAACUUCAGAACCAGACUACACAUCUCUGGCCAGUGCUGCCAUUCACUAUGGCUGGGCCCUCUCCACCUCUGCCUGCCACCACCUCCUCCCGAUUUCCUCUUCCUUCACACCCGCUUUGAAAGCUGCUGCUGAAACCGUCCGGCUGUUUGUCGAGGCUCGGUUGAAGCAGUUCCCGACGAGUCUGGAGGAAGAUGAAGUGGUGCUGGAAGAGCUUCGCAAGUGUGAGUCGGCAGGGCGUGGGGGGAGGGUGGAGCGUUGGUGUGAGGAGGUGCAGCCGAUGGUGGAGGAGAGAAUUACAGCUGUUCAAUUUAGGAUGCACAGGAAGAAGGUUCUCAAGGAUGUUGCGGCACGAUCCGCCGCUGGCGAUAGAAGCAGGCUUCUGCGACUACACUCAAAGCUUCAAUCAGUUCCCUCUCAUCCUUCCCAUCCUUCCCAGCUUUCCCUACAACGCUUCCCCCUGCAGCCCAAGCAUCUGUUUCGGCUUGGGGGAGGGCCCGCGAUGGCCUCGAAAAGGAUUCUUAAGGAGCUGAAAGAUCUUCAGAGAGACCCUCCUACAUCAUGCAGUGCAGGUCCAGUUGCCGAAGACAUGUUUCAUUGGCAAGCGACAAUCAUGGGUCCUCCAGAUAGUCCUUACGCUGGUGGUGUCUUCCUGGUUACCAUACACUUUCCUCCCGACUACCCCUUUAAGCCUCCGAAGGUCGCCUUCAGGACGAAGGUAUUUCAUCCCAACAUCAACAGCAACGGGAGCAUCUGCUUGGACAUUCUGAAGGAGCAGUGGAGUCCGGCCUUGACCAUUUCUAAGGUUCUUUUGUCGAUUUGCUCCAUGUUGACGGAUCCGAACCCGGAUGAUCCUCUGGUUCCUGAAAUUGCGCACAUGUAUAAGACAGACAGGCAAAAGUAUGAAGCAACCGCACGUACUUGGACAGCCAAGCACAUGGCUGCCGCGAAUUAUGCCACGGGCUCCUGCCUUGUGAGAGCAAGCCAGCAGAACAAACAGCUCGCUUGUCAACAUAGACUUACCUCUUCGUCGGGUGGGACCAAGAUUUCUUGGAGCACUGCCGUCUCUCAACAACUUCCAGUCCAGCAGAAGAAUGGCACCAGCAAAUCUAAAGUUUUGAUGAGGCCAGUGACAAUCCGGGCUAUUUCCGAUUCGGAAGCGUUUACUGAUGCCUGUCUUGAUCCAGAGCCCAACAAGAGUGUGCUCUCCGUGAUUCUGGGUGGGGGAGCGAGCGCAAAGCUUUACCCGUUGACGAAGGAGCGAGCAACGCCUGCUGUGCCGUUGGCCGCGAAUUACAGGCUGAUCGACAUCCCCGUUAGCAACUGCUUGAAUAGUGACAUAGAUCGGAUUUACGUUCUCACUCAGGUCAAUUCCGCCUCGCUCAACCGUCACUGCUUUACAGCAUAUGCGCCGUGCUUGAGUGGUUACCAGACCAAGGGCUUUGUGGAAGUGCUCGCCGCGGAGCAGAGCCCGGAUAAUCCAAACUGGUUCCAGGGAACGGCGGAUGCGGUGCGUCAGUACAUAUGGCUGCUGGAGGACCACAACCCGCAGGAGUAUCUGAUCCUCGCGGCGGACCAGCUGUACCGCUGCGACUACCGCAGAAUAAUCAAGUGCCACCGGAGUGCUGGUGCUGACAUCACUGUCGCCGCGAUCCCUGUUGACAGAGAGCGGGCGACGUCCUUUGGAAUCAUGAAGGUUGAUGAGGAUGGGCGUGUGACUGAGUUUGCGGAGAAGCCUCAAGGAGCAGAGCUCGACAAGAUGAAGGUGGACACAACGAGCGUGGGUUUGGAUCCCCAGGAGGCAGCGAAGCGGCCGUUCAUCGCGUCCAUGGGGAUUUACGUGAUCAGCAGGGACGCCUUGCCUCGCCUGCUGCUCGAGCAGUUCCCAGAUGCCAAUGACUUCGGCCGGGAGGUCAUCCCUGCGGCCUGUGCUAAUGGAUCCAAGGUGCAAGCGUACAUAUAUGAUGGGUACUGGGAGGACAUUGGCUCCAUUGAUGCGUUCUACCAUGCCAACCUCAGGCUUACCAAGCCUAACCCCCCCUUCACGUUCUAUGAUCGGUCGGCUCCCAUAUUCACUCAGUCCCGCUCUCUGCCUCCUUCCAAGCUCAACAACGUUGACAUUUCUGGCAGUGUUAUCGGCGAGGGCUGCAUUCUGCAGGAGUGCGCCAUUCACGACUCAAUGGUGGGCCUGCGGUCAAUAGUUGGUGCUGGGUCAUCCAUUCACGACAGCUUGCUGCUAGGAGCUGAUUACUACGAGGAUGAGGAUGAGCUGCGGAGGGUUCUUGCAUCGGGGCAGUUACCCAUUGGUGUUGGGCGGAAUUCGGUCAUUAAGGGAGCUAUCCUUGACAAGAACGCACGAGUCGGAGACAACGUGCACAUUAUCAAUAAGGAUGGAGUUCAAGAGUCGAUACAGGAGGAUUCUGGAUUCGUCAUCAACAAGGGGAUUGUUACCGGCUCUCAGGGUUCACGGCAGGCAGCCGCGUCGGCACGAGAGGAAGAGUGGGACCUGUGCGAGGAUUUUAGGGAAGAUCUAGGGGCCGAUCGCGGAGACGAUCACACUGAUAGUCGCAGAGAUGAUCGCAGAGCCGAUCGCAGAGGUGACGAUCGCAGUGGUGGCGACCAACAUGCAGACGUGUGCGAAUCCCUACGCGACGAUUGGACCGCUGUGUGUGAACCGCCGAUUCAUCCUGACAAGCAUCUCGAUCGCUCCAUGGGCGUCCCGUUGGAACAAUCUGGAAGAUCGCCACCGUUGAUAGGAGGGGAAGCAGUGCGAAUAGGUUCGCUUGCUGACACGUGUCAAGAGUCGGUGCGGAUAGGACCGGCUCCUUCGGCGUCCGAGGUGGCUCACGCGGCGAGGCAACUGCAUGCGAGCAUUCAGUCGCUUCCCAGCCACUCCGUGUCAGCCAAUCAGCUGGUGACAGAUGUCCGCAGAAGGGCCGUGCAGGAGGGCGGGCGGGACAGGCGUGUGCUGGUGGUGUCACACGCCUUGGAGCUCUUCUCUCAAGAUGCAGAGCUACAGGUAGGGGGAUGCUAUUUCUAA
This is a messenger RNA of Closterium sp. Yama58-4, 5195 nucleotides long. The record is from the annotation of a GenBank genome assembly. NCBI's taxonomy places the organism in Eukaryota, Viridiplantae, Streptophyta, Zygnematophyceae, Desmidiales, Closteriaceae.